AAUCACACACGUCAGUCACCAACAGCAACGUAUAAAUAAAUACAGUAUUAUACAAAGCCGCCACCACUUUCCUCUUUCACUUUCACUAUAAAUAAAAACACUUCAACUUCAUAUUCAUAAUCAACUCAAUUGUAGUAGUAUCACUUACUUAAUCAUCAAGUAAAAAUGGCUGGUGUUAUUGAAUCUGAUCCUAUUCCACUUCUCACUCCCUACCAGUUGGGAAAAUUCAAACUAGCUCAUAGAGUUGUUUUGGCACCUUUGACAAGAAAUAGAUCCUACGGCAACGUUCCUCAACCACAUGCUAUCCUCUAUUACUCUCAGAGAGCUGCUGGUUCUAACGGUGGUCUUCUCAUAACCGAAGCUACUGGUGUCUCUGAUACCGCACAAGGAUAUCCAGACACGCCGGGUAUAUGGACUAAAGAGCACGUCGAGGCAUGGAAACCCAUUGUGGAUGCUGUUCAUGCUAAAGGUGCUACUUUCUUCUGUCAGAUUUGGCAUGUUGGAAGAGUUUCUGAUCCUAGUUUUCAGCCGAAUGGGCAAGCACCGAUAUCUUCAACAGACAAGCCACUCACACCAAGCAAUGAUGGAGAAAAAAUCACGCCACCAAGACGACUAAGGACAGAUGAAAUUCCUCAACUUGUCAAUGACUUCAGACUUGCCGCAAGAAAUGCUAUUGAAGCUGGAUUUGAUGGGGUUGAAAUCCAUGGAGCUAAUGGCUACAUACUUGACCAAUUCAUGAAAGAUCAAGUGAAUGAUAGAACAGAUGAAUACGGUGGAUCCCUUGAGAACCGUUGUCGGUUUGUUUUGGAAAUUGUUGAAGCUGUUGCAAAUGAAAUAGGAGCAGAAAGAGUUGGACUUAGAUUAUCACCUUUUGCAGACUAUGCAGAAUGUGUAGACUCCAAUCCCAAAGAAUUGGGACUUUAUAUGGCUAAUGUCCUCAAUAAAUAUGGUAUUCUGUACUUGCACAUGGUGGAACCAAGAAUAACUCAUCAUGAAAAAGAUGAAUGUCCUCACAGCCUUGUGCCAAUGAGAAAUGCAUUCAAUGGAACAUUCCUGGCUGCAGGAGGUUACAACCGACAUGAUGGGAUCAAUGCCAUAGCUGAAAAUAGGACAGACCUCGUUGUUUACGGUCGUUUGUUCUUAGCUAAUCCAGAUUUGCCAAAGAGAUUUGCACUUGAUGCUCCUCUAAACAAGUAUAACAGGGCGACGUUCUACACUUCUGAUCCGGUUAUUGGUUAUACUGACUACCCUUUUCUCGAAUAAUGCAACCAAUGCCGUAACAUCCAAGGGUGGAGCCUCCUCACUAUAUAAUAAAUUAUUUAUCCCUUGCAAAUUGUUUCCUGCUAUUGUGUUGCAAGAAGUGUUUGACAAAAGCUAUGUACCUGAUUUUACAAAAAUACUAUUGUGCUAAUAAGUUGAUUACUUCCGUUA
This is a messenger RNA of Trifolium pratense (red clover), 1431 nucleotides long. RefSeq names its product 12-oxophytodienoate reductase 1-like. Gene Ontology annotation, molecular function: oxidoreductase activity; FMN binding. The record is from RefSeq and is a predicted model, not a curated record. The transcript is spliced from 5 exons. NCBI's taxonomy places the organism in Eukaryota, Viridiplantae, Streptophyta, Magnoliopsida, Fabales, Fabaceae. Bases 166 to 1263 code for a protein of 365 amino acids.